Molecule: messenger RNA, 455 nt
Organism: Paramecium tetraurelia
Lineage: Eukaryota; Ciliophora; Oligohymenophorea; Peniculida; Parameciidae
Exons: 3
Biological process (GO): translation
Cellular component (GO): ribosome; cytosolic small ribosomal subunit
Molecular function (GO): structural constituent of ribosome
Source: RefSeq, a predicted model, not a curated record
AUAUAUUUUAAAAAACCAAAAAUAUUAUGACUGACUUGAAAGAGAAGAAAGUAGAAGAUGAACAAUAAACAAAAAAAAUUAGAAUGAUUGUUACAUCUAGAAGUGCUUAAGAUUUGGAAAAUUUCACUAAUUAAGUUAUUGAAAAGACCAGAGGAAUUCAAAGAGAUUAAGGUGCACAAGUUGUAUUCAAAGGACCAGUUAGAAUGCCAACAAAGCAUCUUAAAAUGACUGUCAGAAAGAGUCCUUGCGGUGAAGGUUCAAAGACUUGGGAUAGAUUUGAAAUGAGAAUUCACAAAAGAGUAAUUGACUUCUAAUGCACUUUACCAACUUUCAAGGAUAUUACAAACUUCAAGAUUGGUCCAGGAAUUAAUGUUGAAUUAAACGUAGAAUAAUAAUGAUUAGUGAUAAUAUUAAAUAAUACAUUAAAUCUAAAUACAUUAAUAUAAUUAGUAAUA